GCUGGACGGUAGAUGCAGUGGAGAAUUCAGAAGAGAUUUACUGAACGAAUUUUCAAACUAGCAGCGCAGCGAAAAUGGUUGGAAGGUAGGAAGCAUUCGGUCAGAUGAACUAGGCUCUUACUAGCUUGCAGUGGUUGAAAUUUGUUGUCAGCGGCUGCUGCCAAAAAAACGAACUAUGUGUCUGGUCAUGGCUCCUCUAGCUGGGGAAAGAAGGAUGCUUGGAGUUUUGGGUUUGCUGCUGCUGCUGCUACUUGGAAUGCUACAACUGGUAGUGGAGACUCGCCAAGAUCGCUCUAUGAGCACUUGCAAACCUUCCUUAGCCACCCUUUGUUCCUCAAAGUUAUGCUUAUCUCUUGCAGAAUGUUUCAGCCCAAGGGAGAUCUCCAUGAUGCUGAGGAAUACUACCACAGGGCAACACAAGUGGAGCCUGGAGAUGGUGAGUUACUGAUCCAGUAUGCAAAGUUUGUGUCGCACCUCUAUCGUGUGAACCUACGGCUGAUAUUUCUCAACGACUCAUGCAUAUUGCAGCAAUGUUAUCGGCGCAUAUGCUAGCUCUAUCUGGAAAUAGAUAAGGGAAAGGGAGAUGAAGAGAAUUGGACGGCAAAUAGUAAUAAAUCAAUGUUUCUGUUGUGUUUGUUGGCAUUGUUUCUUUGGUGGUUGAUGCCAGUUCAUCCAAGUUAGGUGUGUUGGUGUCUUAAUUUUUUAAAUUGUGGCAACUGUUCUCUUCUCAGCGAUUUAAAUUCAUGGAGUGACUAUAGAGAAACUGUUGUUUUCGAGGAAUAUUAAUUAGUACUUGGAUUCUCUGGUGGUUCAGUGGAG
Molecule: messenger RNA, 819 nt
Organism: Linum tenue
Lineage: Eukaryota; Viridiplantae; Streptophyta; Magnoliopsida; Malpighiales; Linaceae
Source: the annotation of a GenBank genome assembly